Molecule: messenger RNA, 132 nt
Organism: Colletotrichum paranaense
Lineage: Eukaryota; Fungi; Ascomycota; Sordariomycetes; Glomerellales; Glomerellaceae
Exons: 1
Coding region: 1-132 (43 amino acids)
Source: RefSeq, a predicted model, not a curated record
AUGUAUUUGUACCUUGCGAAGGAUACAUGUUUCCUUUCUUUUGGCCAGUGGUCACCGACUCUUGCUGAUACGGGACACAAGAUCCAAUACGAUACGCACUGGCCGACUAUCUUUUGCCUCAAUAGAGGAUAA